Phalacrocorax carbo (great cormorant) is the source of this 1175-nucleotide messenger RNA. The record is from RefSeq and is a predicted model, not a curated record. NCBI's taxonomy places the organism in Eukaryota, Metazoa, Chordata, Aves, Suliformes, Phalacrocoracidae.
UUCCCGCGCAGCAGCUAGGCCCAAGAUGGCGGCAGGCAGCCGGUGGCUCCGGAGCUGCUGCUCCCUCCUCAGACAAAGCUUCCCUGUUCUGGCCAAUAUUAGGAGACGCUGUCUCUCAGGCACAAAUGGGCGAUGGCAACAAAUGGUGGGCGUGGGAGUGGCCUUAUGCGCAGUCCCAGUCGUGGAGAAACAGAACUCUGCUUCUCUCAGUAAUGAUGCCUUAAUUAAAAGAGCAGUUUCCUUGGUAACAGACAGUACUUCUACACUCCUCUCUCAAACAACAUACGCAUUGAUCGAAGCACUGACAGAGUAUACAAAGGCAGUUUAUACACUGGUGUCUCUCUACAAGCAAUACGCAAAUCUUCUUGGGAAAAUGAAUUCAGAAGAGGUGGAUGCAGUCUGGCAGGUCGUAAUAGGAGCCAGAGUUGAUAUGACAACAAAACAGCAGGAAUACCUAAGGCUGGAAUCCAGCUGGAUGACAGCAUUACGUCUUUCAGAGAUGGCAGCAGAAGCUGCGUAUCAAUCAGGUGCAGACCAAGCCUCAGUGACAGCCCGCAGCCACAUUCAGCUACUGAAGUCACAGGUGCAGGAAGUGCGACAGCUGUCCCAGAAAGCAGAGACCAAGUUAGCUGAAGCUCAAACAGAAGAGCUCAUAAAGGCUCAAGGAGAGGAAUCUUCAUUGCCAGCGGGUAUCUUAGGAAGUACAGAGGCGGGUGAGGACCCUUACCUUCGGGAGGACUGAAGAGAACUUAAGCAUCACCGUAGAACAUGCAGGAGUCAAUCGCAAAUUGAAGGGUCCCAAACUUUUAAGAGUGGGACAGAUUAGCCUGUGAUUCUAUAUUUUCCCCCCAAACAGGAUUGCUUUACCAAUCAAGUCAGUUCAAAGCAUCUGAAAGGCCUUGAUCUUCUUUGUAACUUACCAUGUUUGUAAUACUUAUGGAUUCAAUUAUUUAAAUGUUUAACUAUGCAAAUAUGAAAAUUGCUAUCACAGAUAGCUUGUUGUUAAUUGUGUCUCUGCUGGGAGGGUCCUACUGCUGAUUUGUUAUGUUUCUACGAGCUCUCUUAAGUUAGAGGCUAACUAGGUAUCAGCCAAGUGUAUUUAAAAGUCAUUAUUUUUAACCUGUGAAGUAAAUUAUGUCUGUUAGGAGAUACCUUUAUAAAACUGUGUAAAAGCA